This is a messenger RNA of Lacerta agilis (Sand lizard), 1837 nucleotides long. RefSeq names its product NPR3 like, GATOR1 complex subunit (gene NPRL3). Bases 40 to 1788 code for a protein of 582 amino acids. Gene Ontology annotation, biological process: negative regulation of TORC1 signaling; cellular response to amino acid starvation; positive regulation of autophagy. Gene Ontology annotation, cellular component: GATOR1 complex. NCBI's taxonomy places the organism in Eukaryota, Metazoa, Chordata, Lepidosauria, Squamata, Lacertidae. The record is from RefSeq and is a predicted model, not a curated record. The transcript is spliced from 14 exons.
CAUGCGCGGCGCCCUGUGUCCGCUCGGUGGGGCGCGAGGAUGGGCGAGAGCUCGAGCCCCAUCAGCGUCAUCCUGGUCAGCUCCGGCAGCCGCGGGAACAAGCUGCUCUUCCGCUUUCCCUUCCAGAGGGGGCCCGGCAGCCCCGCCGCCCACACCGGGAAACCGAGAAGUAGGUAUGCCGUGAACAGUCUGGGUGACGGUGUGGAAGACCCAGAUGGGGACUCCAGAGAGCCCUGUCCGCUCACUGAUGAGCAGGUGGUGUCGGGGUUCUCGGACGUCAUCCUGGCAACGAUCCUGGCUACCAAAUCCGAUAUGUGUGGCAAGAAGUUUGAGCUGAAGAUCGACAACGUCCGUUUCGUGGGACACCCCACCCUGGUGCAGCAUGCCUUUGGGCAGAUCUCCAAGACAGACCCCUCCCCAAAGCGGGAAGUGCCCACCAUGAUCCUCUUCAAUGUCGUCUUUGCCUUGAGGGCCACCGCGGACCCUUCGGUCAUCAGCUGCCUGCACAAUCUCUCUCGCCGCAUCGCCAUCGUCCUCCAGCACGAGGAGCGCCGCUGCCAGUACCUCACGCGAGAGGCCAAGCUCAUCCUGGCCAUUCAGGACGAAGCAUCGGCCAUCUCGGAAACGCCUGAAGGUCCCCAGUCGCCUUUCCUCCACAUCCUCCCCAAGUGCAAGCUGGCCAGAGACCUGAAGGAGGCUUACGACAGCCUCUGCACGACAGGCGUUGUCCAGCUGCACAUCAACAACUGGCUGGAAGUGAGCUUCUGCCUGCCCCACAAAAUCCACUACGCUGCUUCUCGCUUCAUCCCUCCGGAAGCCAUCGAGAGGAGCCUCAAGGCCAUCCGGCCGUACCACGCCUUGCUGCUGCUGAAGGACGAGAAGGCGCUUCUCAGCGAGCUGCCGCUGGACUGCUCCCCCGCCCUGGUGCGCGUGGUCAGGACCACCUCGGCCGUCAAGAACCUCCAGCAGCUGGCCCAGGACGCCGACCUGGCGCUGUUGCAGGUGUUCCAGCUGGCAGCGCACCUGGUCUACUGGGGGAAGGCCAUCAUCGUUUACCCGCUGUGCGAGAACAACGUCUACAUGCUGUCUCCGAAUGCCAGCGUCUGCCUCUACUCCCCUCUGGCGGACGACUUUGCCUGCCAGUUCCCUGGCCACGACCUGCCUUCCGUCCUCUCCAAGUUCUCCUUGCCGGUGUCCCUGUCGGAGUUCAAGGACCCCCUGGCUCCCCCCGUGCAGGAGACGCAGCUCAUCCAAAUGAUCGUCUGGAUGCUGCAACACCGCCUCCUCGUCCAGCUGCACACCUACGCCUGCCUGAUGGUGCCCCCCAAGGAGGAAGACGUCCGGCCCCGGGCGGAGGAGGUGCCCCUGGCGGCCAGAGUCGGGGGGCGCAGCCUCAGCACCCCCAACGCCCUCAGCUUUGGCUCCCCAACCAGCAGCGACGACAUGACGCUCACCAGCCCCAGCAUGGACAACUCCAGCGCAGAGCUGCUGCCCGGAGGGGACUCCCCCGUCAACAAGCGCAUGACCGAGAACCUGCUGACCAGCCUCCCGGAGCACGAGAGAGAGGCCAUCCUCAGCGUCCCAGCCGCCCACAACCCCGAGGACCUGCGCACCUUUGCCAGGCUGCUGCACUACUUCCGGGGGCGCCACCACCUGGAGGAGAUCAUGUACAACGAGAACAUGCGCCGCUCGCACCUCCUGAUGCUCUUUGACAAGUUCCGGGGCGUGCUGGUGGUGACCAACCACGAGGACCCCGUCAUCUCCGUCUUCCAGUCCUUCCAGAAGUGAGGAGAAGCAGCCGCUGCCUCGGACUUCGAAGGGGGAUUGCUGGCCCUUG